Messenger RNA from Meleagris gallopavo (turkey), 2827 nucleotides. The record is from RefSeq and is a predicted model, not a curated record. Lineage: Eukaryota; Metazoa; Chordata; Aves; Galliformes; Phasianidae.
GCGUCCUGCCGUUGGGAACGAAGGCGGCAGGAAGGCGGUGUGAGGCUUGCUUGUAAGGCAGAACUGCGUCAUGUGCCACACAGGGCCGGGACGUCUGAUGCGCUGCGCCCUUCCGUCUUACAGAUCGCCACAUCACAGCACGCUUGGGCAACGUGAUUUCUAAUUAAAAUCCAGGAAGCUUACAGUAACCAGCAGAACGCUUACCUUUGGCGUGCCUUGCUUUGGUGACGGGUGUUUGGUGGACUUUCCUGCCUCGCUGGUACACGAAUUACCGAAAUCCCACGCAGGAAGCCGAGGGAAUUGCCCCGGCAGUCCCCACAGCACUGCGCUGCUGUCUGUCACUCUGUCUGGCUUCACUUCCCCGUGAUCACCGCCGCUUUGCUCAUCCUGCAGCAGGCCUCGUGCUGAGGGAGCGCACGGCCGUGCUGAUGCCAGCCCUCGGGAAGCCCUCACAGACAGCAGGGCUGCAGGGAUCACAGUGACUGCCGCACCGUGCUGCACCUCUAACCAGAAUUGCUCUGAGAUCGCCCACAGCUUCUGAAGUUUCCUGGAGCGUGGUGGCCCCAUCGGGUGCAGGAUGGACCCUGUGGUUCUCAGCUACAUGGAUAGCUUGCUGAGGCAGUCAGACGUUGCCCUGCUGGAUCCUCCAAACUGGCUCAACGAUCACAUCAUUGGCUUUGCCUUUGAGUACUUUGCCAGCGACCAGUUCCAAGAAUUUAGCGAUCAGAUCUGCUUUAUCAGCCCCGAAGUGGCUCAGUUCAUCAAAUGUGCCCUUAGUCAGGAAGAAAUAGCCAUAUUCCUUCAGCCACUGGACCUGUUCCACAAGAAGCUGGUGUUCCUGCCCAUCAAUGAUAACUCCAACCAGGCAGCAGGGGGCACCCACUGGAGUUUAUUGGUUUACUUCAGGGACAAAAAGUGCUUCGCCCACUACGAUUCCCACAGCAAGUGCAACUCUGUCCAUGCCAAGCAAGUGGCAGGGAAACUGGAGGCCUUCCUGGAGAAGAAAGGAGGCAAAGCAACCUUCGUGGAGGAGAAGGCGCCGGCCCAGCAGAACAGCUAUGACUGCGGGAUGUAUGUGAUCUGCAACACCGAGGCUCUGUGCCAAGGGUACUUCAGGGAACAGCAAGAACCUCUGCUACAGCUCCUCACCCCUUCCUACAUCACACAGAAAAGAAGCGAGUGGAAAGCUCUCAUUACCAAGCUCUCACAGAAGUGAUCUGGGUGCUCUCAAGUCACCGCUCUCAGCGCCUGAGGGAGGUGCCCACGCUCAGGAUUUUUCCCCUCAAGAAGAAUGUAACUCCUUCAGCACGGUCCCAACCCACAGUGCCCUCCUCACAAAGCCUUAGUCUCCUCUGGAAGUCACCGGCCUUUCAGCUUCCCACCAAUGAAGUCACUUGGCUUUCAAAUAAGUCUCCCUAUCCGUGCUGAUUUUUACACUCAUUGCUGUGGCAAAAUGGGGUGCUAAAGAGACUUCUUCAGCCUUGCCCAGCAAGCAACGCACCCUCAUUAGGUGGCUUUAAUUAGCUGGGGGCAUUACUGCUUCUGCCUGGUUUAGCAAUGCCUGUUAAAACCAAACACAGAAUGCUUUAUUGUGGACAGCCCUCAUCUGCAGCUCCAGCUCUGGGUGUUUGCAGCAGCAAUGCUGGAGUUCCCCCAUACACUUGAUAGUGAGAUGUCCAGUGGUCAGACUCAAAAGGAAAUGCUACAGUGCAUUACAGAAUGGGGCAAAAAUCAGUGUUCUACAGAUAGCUGCUCCUUGCCUGUAUGAAGGUAGCUUUAUUUUUUUCUUUUUUCUUCCUUUUUUUUUCCUCCUUCUCCACCCUGCUUGCUCUGAUUACAAAUUAAAGCCUGGCUCUGAGCUGCUGGAAGAUGAAGAGGUGAAUAGGAAGCUGGGAAAACAACUCCUAGGAAAGAAAGCUUAAUUGAAAUGGAAAGUGAUGCUCUGUCUUUGAAGUCUUUUUUUUUUUUUCUUCAUGAUUUUAGGUCAUCUCCAUUUUGGGGGAGGGUGCUGCACCAUUUCCCAACCCUCAUUAUCGUUUGCUGUGCUUUCUGUAGCACAAAAACAGGUUUUGUAUUACUCCAAUUUAAAAAAACAAAACAAAAAAAAACAAGGACAACAAAGAGGUAGAAUUUGAGGUAUAAAAGCCAAAGAUAACAGUCUCCUUGAAGUUUGAGAUGUUGGUCCCUAAUACCCUUCUCUCAUGACUGCCACACUCAGAACACAUGGGUGCCAACGGGAUUGAGGAAAUCCAGGUUAAAAACAAUCCUUGAAAAGGCAGAGCAGUUCCUUUAACCUGCACCUCCCCGCACAUCCCGUUUGCAGCACCAGCAGAGCAUGGCGACGGCCAGCUGUAGUGUGGGGCAUAAAUGUCUUCAGCUCCCCUUGUUUUCAAGAAAGGUAAGUAGAUGCAGCCUGACAGACUGCUCCAAACACACAAUCAGAAUGGGGCUCCGAGUCAUUACCAAAGGUGAGCAGCUGGCAGCUUGCGGCUUUCCUCCCUGGAAAAUCACCUCCACUGCUCGGAUGGAUCCAAAAACCCCAAAGCAGCAUCAAAUCCCUUGCUGAGGGAAUUUCCUUGGGAGCAUAGGUCCUACAUGGCCCACCCAGCACCGUUCCCCAGGUGUGACACCUCUGCACCCCGCAGUGCAGUCGCUUCUCAGAGACGUUGCAGAUGAGCUGUGUGUUUAAUGCCAACAAAUACUUCUGUCUGCUGCGAUGGCGUUAACUCCCCGUCUGUACUCAAGUAGGAGGAGUGGAUGAAGGAAUAAAACUCCUGGGUCCUUUCUUUCUUGGGGGAGCCACAAAUAAAACUUAAAGUAAACGCUA